Molecule: messenger RNA, 2889 nt
Organism: Castor canadensis (American beaver)
Lineage: Eukaryota; Metazoa; Chordata; Mammalia; Rodentia; Castoridae
Gene: Hsf2
Product: heat shock transcription factor 2
Biological process (GO): regulation of DNA-templated transcription
Molecular function (GO): sequence-specific DNA binding; DNA-binding transcription factor activity
Source: RefSeq, a predicted model, not a curated record
GCUUCAUGCUUGUUAGGCAGGUGCUCUACCAUGUAAGUCACACUGCCAGCCCUGUUUGUUCUUACUUAAUGGAAAUUCUAAUAUUUCACUACAGAAUAAGAUGCAGCUUUUGGCUUGAGGUUGACAUCAAAAAGCUCAAUUACUAUUUGAGACUUAAUUACAAUUUGCUUUUUUAUUGCCAUUGCCAGAAAUAGAAUGUAGAAAGUAUCUUGGAAGGAUUGCAUGGGGCAGGUUUUGGGUUUAUAUAGAUGACUGUGUGCCAGAGGACCAUGACUAAUUAAUCUUUACUGUUGUUUUGGUUUUUGUUUUGUUUUCUUUUCCAGAAUGGUCAGAGUUUUCUGGUCUUGGAUGAACAAAGAUUUGCAAAAGAAAUUCUUCCCAAAUACUUCAAGCACAAUAACAUGGCAAGUUUUGUGAGGCAACUAAAUAUGUAUGGUUUCCGUAAAGUAGUACAUAUUGACUCUGGAAUUGUAAAACAGGAAAGAGAUGGUCCUGUUGAAUUUCAGCAUCCUUACUUCAAACAAGGCCAGGAUGACUUGUUGGAAAACAUUAAAAGGAAGGUUUCAUCUUCAAAACCAGAAGAAAAUAAAAUUCGUCAGGAAGAUUUGACAAAAAUUAUAAGUAGUGCUCAAAAAGUUCAAAUAAAACAAGAAACUAUUGAGUCCAGGCUUUCAGAAUUAAAAAGUGAGAAUGAGUCCCUUUGGAAGGAAGUAUCAGAAUUACGAGCAAAGCAUGCACAACAACAGCAAGUUAUUCGAAAGAUUGUCCAGUUUAUUGUUACAUUGGUUCAGAAUAACCAACUUGUGAGUUUAAAACGUAAAAGACCUCUACUUCUAAACACUAAUGGAGCCCAAAAGAAGAAUCUGUUUCAGCACAUAGUCAAAGAAUCAGCUGAUAAUCACCAUCAUAAAGUUCCACACAGUAGGACUGAAGGUUUGAAGUCGAGAGAUCGUAUUUCAGAUGACAUCAUUAUUUAUGAUGUUACUGAUGACAAUACAGAUGAAGAAAAUAUCCCAGUUAUUCCAGAAACUAAUGAAGAUGUUAUAUCUGAUACCUCUAACUGUAGCCAGUACCCUGAUAUUGUCAUUGUUGAAGAUGAUAAUGAAGAUGAGUAUGCACCUGUCAUUCAAAGUGGAGAUCAGAGUGAACCAACAGGGGAAUCCUUAAAUUCAGGAAAUGACAGCACCAACCCCCUCAUGUCUAGUGCUGUCCAGAUAAAUGGGUCAUCUACUCUCACCUCUGAAGAUCCUGUGACCAUGAUGGAUUCCAUUUUGAAUGAGAACAUUAAUCUUUUGGGAAAAGUUGAGCUGUUGGAUUAUCUUGACAGUAUUGAUUGCAGUUUAGAGGACUUCCAAGCUAUGCUGUCAGGAAGACAGUUUAGCAUAGACCCAGAUCUCCUGGUUGAUCUUUUCACUAGUUCUGUGCAGAUGAAUCCCACAGAUUACAUCAAUAAUACAAAAUCUGAGAAUAAAGGGUUAGAAGCUACAAAGAACAAUGUUGUUCAACCAGUUUCAGAAGAUGGAAGAAAAUCUAAGUCCAAACCAGAUAAGCAACUUAUCCAGUACACUGCCUUUCCGCUUCUUGCAUUCCUGGACGGGAACCCUGCUUCUGCUGUUGAACAGGGGAGUACAACAGCAUCAUCAGAAGUUACGUCCUCUGUAGAUAAACCAGUAGAAGUUGAUGAACUUCUGGAUGGCAACCUGGACCCCGAACCAACCCAAAGUAAGCUUGUUCGCCUGGAGCCAUUGACUGAAGCUGAAGCUAGUGAAGCUACACUGUUUUAUUUAUGUGAACUUGCUCCUGCACCACUGGAUAGUGAUAUGCCACUUUUAGAUAGUUAAAGCCCCAGAAGUGGACUCUACUUGUAUAUAUUCAUCAAAAUGAUGAACUAUUUAUUUUAAAGUAUCAUUUGGUACUUUUCUUUGUAAAUUGCUUUGUUUUGUUUAAUGAGAUACUGUGGAAUAAAAGCACCUUUUGCUUUUCUCACUAAACACACAUUCUUGCAAAGCUUUCAGAUGUUACUCGGCUGCCGAGGUGUACAGAUGCACAUUAUUGGUAUAUCCCUAAGUUGGUCAAAUGGCUAUUUUUCUCCAGUAACAGUAAUUUGGAUUUCUUUUUUUACAAAUAUUACCAUUUACCCCAGUUAAAACUUUUGUUUGAUGCUGUUUGCAUUUGACUGGUAAGUCACUAGAACUAAUGGUAAAACUACUAAAGCUAUUUUUCACUUGGCUUAUUUUUAAAACUGGGAACAUAAAAGUGCCUGUAUCUUAUAAAGCUACAUUUGUCGCUUGGUUCAGAGAAGUUCAUUUAUGUUCAAAGUUUAGUCAUGUUCAACAGGAAAGGCAAAGUGUACACAAGUGUUCACUGUCUAAUAUGGUUCUAGUUCCAUAUAUAUAAAGACCAUGGGGAUGGGUUGGAGUCAACCCCAUCUACUUACUUAAGACUAGUUAUAAGUAAAAGCUUUGUUUUGUGUUUUUUUGAAUCAUACUAUUUAGUAAAAUAAAUAUAAUGAAUGUUAAGUACUAGUAUUUGUUAUGUGUCUUCUUUGGAGGUGAUACUACAUGAAACAUUUUUUGUCAUAGAAGGAGGUAGCUUUAAGCUGUGUCUGUUCAUUAUCCUAAUGUGAGUCCUAUCAUCAAGUUCUUUGUGCCUCAUCUAAAUAAAGACUGUACAUUGCAGUAGGGAGGAUUGUUUCUAAACUUAAUGUAUUUUAAAUUUUCUUGUUUAAAAAUUACACAGAUUUGCUUUCUGUUUCUAAUAAAGAACUGAGAGAAGUAUGCCUCUAAUUGUUGGAAAUGAGAUGUGAACAUUGUUAUUGAGUGCCACCAAAGGCCUACAAUUUUGUCCUGAGAGACGAUAAGAGAACUAAAUAUUCCUUUGACAGUUACC